Messenger RNA from Esox lucius (northern pike), 1093 nucleotides. Its product is annotated as mitochondrial pyruvate carrier 2-like. Gene Ontology annotation, biological process: pyruvate import into mitochondria. The coding region runs from base 171 to 563 and encodes 130 amino acids. The record is from RefSeq and is a predicted model, not a curated record. Gene Ontology annotation, molecular function: pyruvate transmembrane transporter activity. The transcript has 5 exons. Lineage: Eukaryota; Metazoa; Chordata; Actinopteri; Esociformes; Esocidae. Gene Ontology annotation, cellular component: mitochondrial inner membrane.
GGGGCAGGCAUGCAUGCUUUCUGCCAAUGGUUCACCAGUCUUAUCCGUUCUAGAUAGUAGCCAAUCAAUGACAGGGGUUACUUGUCCUACAAUAUAACACAUUCUGCUUCUACUUUAUAUUGAACUUUCUAUACCAAGUUCAACAAAAGUUAACACUCCAGUCUGCAGACAUGGCUUUGGUGGGAGUUAGAGCUUCAUACCACAGGAUUCUAAACAAUAUUGAACUUCGACUACCUGCUAAGCUGAGACCAUUCUAUAACCAUCCGGCAGGUCCAAAGACAGUUUUCUUCUGGGCCCCAGUGUGUAAAUGGGGUCUGAUUAUGGCGGGUCUGGCUGACAUGGCCCGACCGGCCGACAAACUAAGUGUCUCUCAGUCCGCAGUACUCAUGGUCACAGGUGUUAUUUGGUCGCGAUAUUCCCUGGUCAUCAUUCCAAAGAACUGGGGUCUGUUUUUUGUCAACAGUUUUGUUGGAUUGGCAGGAGCCAACCAACUUGUUAGAAUCUGGAUGUACCAGCAUGAAUUGAAGAAGCAACAAGAGGAGAACAACAGCUCCAUCAUAUAAUCCUUGCCAAUCUGAAAAAACACACACAUGCCCAAGUACAUGCAGUUCACACAAACCUGCACAUAACUUUACAAAACAAAUGUACUGCCAUAAGUAAAAUAUUAUUUUAUAAUAUUAUUUUUUUACAAAAUGUUUAAUUUUCCAUUAUCCAUUUAUGCUAAUAUCCCAGAGUCUACCCUCAACCAUUAAACAUGUUGUGUCAAGUGAGAAAACCACAGAAUAAAUAAGAAGGCAAGCCUAUUUACAUAUGAAUAUGUAUGUUUUGACAUUCCUUCAUGACAAUCUUAGUAUUCCCUCCCAGAUUUGUUUUGAGACCAAUUAAAUAUCAUCUAUUCUUGUAGAUUUUUGCCCUUUGAAUAUGCACUUUAUAUGCAAUUUCAAAACCUUUUCAGAUUGGAUUAAAUAUUUUAAUUUGAAAUAAAUACAUUUGAUUCUGAAAAACGUAUAUCUAUAACACGUGAAGAAAAGUUGUAUUUAUUUUCUAUAGCAGAAAUAUUACAACCUAAUACUGAUGAAUUCAUUGUUCUGUU